CUGGGUUCAUUUUGGCAGUCGCGGAUAAGCUUGCCGGGUCGUGCGUGUCCACGCCUGUUUUCUGGUCUUUUUCGAGCGGUGGCAAGGCAACACCAUGGGCAAAAGCAAGCAAAGUGAGCGCCCCGUGCGCCAGGCCGUCGAGCAGGUUCCAACCUCGGAAGAGGAGGAGGAGGAAUAUACGCCGCUAGCAGAUGCAGAGGACCUAGAUAGUGAUGGGGACAUGGGCGACGUCCAGGGCGACGAGUUUGAUGACGUUGAUGAGGAUGCUGCCGACGGCUCUGACGACGAUGCGGGGGCAAGCGACGAUGAAGCUGAGGAUAGCGGCGAUGAGGCCGGUAAUGAGGCCGAGGCUGAGAUUUCUGAUCAAGAAAUCGAUGCUCUGCCUGAACCAACAGCGGCAGCCAUGACAGAUGUUAUGGCCAAGUUGCUCGGGGCUGAAGCACCGGCAAAACGCACUGGCAAGCGUACCCGCACCUCCGCCCACAAGCUGGAUGCAGAAGCGGAUGAGGAGAGUGAGGAUGAGGGUGAAUCCAAGGGCCCAAAAGUUAAUCCCUUUCUGGCCCGUGAUCUGCCCACCAUCAAGGCUGUGCAAGCUCAGAAACUGGCCGAGCGACGAGAGCGCGAGGCUCUGCGAGCCAAGCGUGAAAAGGUUGAUGAUCAGCAUCGCGAGGCCAUUGACUUCCGGCAAGACCGUGAGCGGGCGCUCUUGCGGGUCGCUACUCGUGGCGCCGUCGCGCUCUUCAACGCUGUCAAGUCGCAGCAACGCGAGGAGGAAACCGCGCGACGUGCGACCAAGGUGGACAAGGCUGGAUUUCUGGACCUCCUGCGCACAAAAUCAUCCGGACACCAGGAGGAGGUUGAGGAGGAGCACCAAACCAGCAAGGCUGAGGCGUCCUGGUUGACUGACAGCUACUUGGUGAAAGACACGGCCGAGGACGAGGACGAAACAGCAAUGUUUGAGAACGAGCUGGAGUCUGAGGAGGAAAGCGAAGCCGAGUAUGAAUGA
This is a messenger RNA of Monosiga brevicollis MX1, 1006 nucleotides long. RefSeq lists its product as uncharacterized. Lineage: Eukaryota; Choanoflagellata; Craspedida; Salpingoecidae. Bases 95 to 1006 code for a protein of 303 amino acids. The transcript has 4 exons. Gene Ontology annotation, cellular component: preribosome, large subunit precursor. Gene Ontology annotation, biological process: maturation of LSU-rRNA; maturation of 5.8S rRNA. The record is from RefSeq and is a predicted model, not a curated record.